CGCACUGCACUAACUACAGAGAUUGAUGGCCAUCCAAGUCGUGACGUCCGAGCUGGUCGCCCCGAGCGAGGCCACCCCGCGGCGCGCGCUCUGGCUAUCCAACCUCGACCUCGGCGCCAGGAACGGCUACUCCCCGACGGUCUACUUCUUCCGAGCGCCCCAUCGCGUCGACGACAAGAACGAGUCCUUCUUCUCGGCCGGCGUCCUCAGGGCGGCGCUGGCCAGGGCGCUAGUCCCGUUCCACCCCUUCGCCGGCCGCCUCGGCGCAGGCCGCGACGGCCGGGCAGAGAUCGACUGCAACGCCGAGGGCGCACUCUUCGUCGUCGCGCGGUCCGAGGCCAGGCUCGACGAGUUCGAGGGCUUCACGCCGUCCAAGGCGAUGCGCGACAUGUUCGUGCCGCCGUAUGACAACGCCGGCGCCGGCGCCCCGUUGCUCAUGCUUCAGGUCACCUUCUUCCGGUGCGGUGGCGUGGCGCUCGGCACGGCCAUGCACCACUUCGUCAUCGACGGCCGCAGCGCCUUCCACUUCAUCCAGACGUGGGCCAGCAUCGCCCGCGGGGAUGACAGUGCCACCCUGCCCCCGUCCCUCGACCGCACCCCGCUGCGAGCGCGCUCCCCGCCGGCCGUCCACUUUGACCACAGCCGCGAGUACCGCCUCACCGCCGCCGCAUCAACCGAUCCUCCUGCCUCUGGCUGUGUCAAGCCGUUGUCGGAAUACGCCAGCGCCAUCCUCCGAGUGACCGGCGCACAGACCGCCGCGCUCCGGGCGCGCGCGGGCGCGCCCUGCGUGUCGACGUUCCGCGCGCUGGUGGCCCACGUGUGGCGCUGCGCGUGCGCGGCGCGCUCCCUGGCCCCCGACGCCGAGUCCCGCCUGUACACCAUGAUCGACAUGCGCGCCCGCCUCUCCCCGCCGCUCCCGGACGCCUACUUCGGCAACGCGGUGGUGCGCACGUCAGUGUCCGCGAGGGUCGGCGACCUGCUGUCCGGCCCGCUCGGGUUCGGGGCGCGGCGGCUCCGCGCGGCGACGGGGCAGGGCGACGAGUACGCGCGGUCGGUGGUGGACUACCUGGAGACGGCGGACAUGGGGGCGCUGCCGAGGAGCGGUCUGCCGGGGACGGAUCUGCGGGUGAUCAGCUGGAUGGGAAUGCCGUCGCACGAGGCCGACUUCGGGUGGGGCGAGCCGGCGUUCCUGGCGCCGGCGCUCAUGUUCUACCCGGGGUUCGUGUACCUGAUGAGCUGCCCGGGCAAGGGCGGCGACGUGGCGGUGGCCGUGUCGCUGGAGCCGGAUCGCAUGGCGAGGUUCAAGGAGCUCUUUUUUGAGGAGAUGGCCGCCAUGGAGUAAGACUCGCAGUAGCCAUGAUCGUACUAAGUCUACGCGAUACAUGUAAUGCGCAGUAUAUAUAUAAUAACUGGCAGAACUGGGCGUGGUAUUAGCAUGGCUACCGUUUUACACACUUCUGCUUGUACCCUUGACUUGAAGCAGGAUUAUGCUUUUUCUAGAGGAACU
This is a messenger RNA of Hordeum vulgare subsp. vulgare (domesticated barley), 1507 nucleotides long. Its product is annotated as hydroxycinnamoyltransferase 4-like. NCBI's taxonomy places the organism in Eukaryota, Viridiplantae, Streptophyta, Magnoliopsida, Poales, Poaceae. Gene Ontology annotation, molecular function: acyltransferase activity, transferring groups other than amino-acyl groups. The transcript has 2 exons. The record is from RefSeq and is a predicted model, not a curated record. The coding region runs from base 26 to 1342 and encodes 438 amino acids.